Molecule: messenger RNA, 2055 nt
Organism: Rhodamnia argentea
Lineage: Eukaryota; Viridiplantae; Streptophyta; Magnoliopsida; Myrtales; Myrtaceae
Product: ATP-dependent 6-phosphofructokinase 4, chloroplastic
Exons: 14
Coding region: 200-1756 (518 amino acids)
Biological process (GO): glycolytic process; fructose 6-phosphate metabolic process
Cellular component (GO): cytoplasm
Molecular function (GO): 6-phosphofructokinase activity; ATP binding
Source: RefSeq, a predicted model, not a curated record
CAACCGAUCCACGCUUCCGAGUUGGCUCCCUCCAUAACAAUCCCCAUUAAUUCAUGCACGACUUCGAAUUCGCUCUCGCCUUCCGUGGAAGGGAAAAGCUAGGGUCUUCUUCAUCUCCUCCUUGUGUUUUUCCUCCUCUGCGUAUGACUCAGGGCGUCUGGCGAGAUAGCUGAAAGCUUUUGCACCGAGCCGAUUAUUCAUGGAGCUUUCAGUUUCCUUCUUCGCUGUGAGGUCCCACAGCUGUGUUCCCGCCGUUACAGCCCACUCUAACUUGAAGUUCCAGAGAAAACCGUUGACUCUGCGCAAAAGAAGAGCGAUCAGAGCUCGGGCGUCUGAUCCGUCUCAGUGCCAGGAAACUGGCAACGGCUUCGUCCUCGAAGACGUUCCUCAUCUGACCAAUUUUCUCCCGGAUUUGCCGUCAUACCCUAAUCCACUACAAAAAAGCCAAGCUUAUGCCAUCGUUAAGCAAACUUUUGUCAGCUCGGAAGACGUAGUUGCUGAAAAGAUUGUUGUCCAGAAAGAUAGUCCCAGGGGAGUGCAUUUUCGACGUGCAGGGCCUCGAGAAAAGGUUUAUUUCAAAUCAGAGGAAGUUCGUGCAUGCGUCGUGACAUGCGGAGGUUUAUGUCCGGGUAUAAAUACAGUUAUUCGUGAAAUAGUAUGUGGUUUGAACGGCAUGUAUGGAGUUGAUGAUAUACUUGGCAUUGAGGGAGGAUAUAGAGGAUUCUACUCUAAAAAUACGUUUCAGUUGACGCCUAAGUUUGUUAAUGACAUCCAUAAACGAGGUGGCACCUUUCUUCAGACAUCGCGAGGGGGUCAUGACACACACAAGAUAGUCGAUAACAUUCAGGAUCGUGGAAUUAAUCAGGUAUACAUCAUUGGUGGGGAUGGUACACAGAAGGGAGCGGCUCUCAUUUAUCAGGAAGUUGAGAAACGAGGUCUUCAAGUGGCAGUUGCAGGGAUUCCCAAGACUAUCGACAAUGACAUAGCUGUCAUAGACAAAUCCUUUGGCUUUGAUACUGCUGUUGAAGAAGCCCAGAGAGCCAUAAAUGCAGCUCAUGUUGAGGUUGAGAGUGUGGAAAAUGGAGUUGGUGUCGUCAAGCUAAUGGGAAGAUAUAGCGGUUUCAUUGCCAUGUAUGCCACUUUGGCUAGCCGAGAUGUGGAUUGUUGCUUGAUUCCAGAGUCUCCAUUCUAUUUGGAAGGCCAAGGUGGGCUUUUUGAAUUCGUUGAGCAGCGGCUCAAGGAGAAUGGGCAUGUGGUUAUUGUAUUAGCAGAAGGAGCUGGACAAGAAUAUGUAGCACAGAGCAUGUACACAGUCGAUGAGAAAGAUGCAUCAGGAAACAGACUGCUUCUUGACGCUGGUCUAUGGUUGUCCCAACAGAUCAAGGACCAUUUUACGAAGAUUCAGAAGAUGGCCGUAAACAUGAAGUACAUAGAUCCAACAUACAUGAUCCGGGCUAUACCAAGUAAUGCUUCAGAUAAUAUUUACUGCACUCUUCUUGCCCAUAGUGCCGUGCAUGGAGCUAUGGCUGGGUACACAGGAUUCACGGUCGGGCCUGUAAAUAGCAGACAUGCCUAUAUUCCAAUUUCACGAGUCACUGAGACUCAAAACAUUGUCAAAUUAACUGAUAGGAUGUGGGCUAGACUUCUUGCAUCGACAAACCAGCCUAGUUUCUUAAACAGCGAUGAGGUGAUGCUGGGAAAAGUUGAUAGAGCUAUAAUUGAGGAGAUCAACAACAGGAAGAUUACAUCUAUAUAGACUUCACAUCAUUCACUCUCGGAUCCAGUGGUCAUAAGCAUCUCGAUUCUUCAUGUGCUAAGAUUUCAUGCUGAAGACUUCUUAAAUCAGCGAACAUUUGCACUGCAGCACGUCAUAUUAGUUGUAGAUUGUCUUCCGGUAUGAAGUCUCUCUGUAAAUGUGAGAACAUGUAUUGCAAUAAGGCUAGAUAAAUUCGAUCUGUGUAAUUUCCUACUAACUAGGGCAUCCACGUACAGGCCGAUCUGAAGCAUCACGAAGAAGAGCUUCUGAUUUUUUCAGUGCAUGGGGGGGUUCAAAAG